Molecule: messenger RNA, 1707 nt
Organism: Penicillium chermesinum
Lineage: Eukaryota; Fungi; Ascomycota; Eurotiomycetes; Eurotiales; Aspergillaceae
Product: MFS transporter
Exons: 2
Coding region: 1-1707 (568 amino acids)
Biological process (GO): transmembrane transport
Molecular function (GO): transmembrane transporter activity
Source: RefSeq, a predicted model, not a curated record
AUGCCGCCAUCGGACCGCAGCGCUAUCAAUCGCCGUUCCUCUACGCAGCACUACCAGACUUUUGAUACCCCGCCCCCAAAGUCGCGUGGGCGGCCAAACUCCGGUCGAUCGGAAUCCUCCGGUGAUGGCUCGCACGACCCGCACCACGAUGACCACGAUCAUGAUGUGAAAUCACCGUUGCCAAAGAAACAGAUGGCUGUGUUGGCGAUGAUUGCGCUCGCCGAGCAGACCGCACUCAACUCCAUCAGUCCUUAUCUUCCGGAGAUGGCCUCCGCUUUUCCCGAAGUGGAAGCUAAUCAGGUGGGUGUCUAUGUGGGAACUAUCGCGUCGGCAUUUGCUUUGGCACAGUUCGCAACAAAUUAUUUCUGGGGUUGGCUGUCAGACCGCAUCGGGCGCAAACCGGUCAUCCUUCUGGGAACGUUUUUGACUGCAUUGUGUUUCGUUGCGUUUGGAUUCUGCAAGACCUUGGUACAAGCCAUCGCGGUGCAAGCUAUUAUGGGGGUGGUCAAUGGCAACCAGGGAUUAGUGUCGACUUGCCUGGGCGAGAUUACCGACCGAAGCAACCAAUCACAGGCCUUUACAUAUCUGCCUGUCCUCUACGGGGUUGGAGGCAUCACAGGCCCUUUGCUGGGAGGGAUGCUCAUCUUCAAGCGCAAUCCGUUUACAGGCAACCCUAGCCAAUACCCGUACCUCGCUCCGAACAUCAUUUCCGCUAUCAUACUUCUUGUCGAUUUUGUCCUAACAACGGUCUACCUGGAAGAAAGCCUGGAAGAUGCGGAUGUUCUUCCCAAAUUUGGCCGGCGUAUCCGCAGCUUCUUCGCGUGGUUUUGGCAAUUCACUGGAUUCUCUCAGCGACCGACAUAUGUUCGAGUUCUCUCCACACCGCAUUCUGAUGCUCACCGUAGCACUGCUGACGCUGAAGAGCAUGACAGUGAUCUGGACUCUGCCUCAGAGGUACCCACUGAACCUGACCAUCACGAAGAAUUGACUUGGGAUGAUAUCUUCACUCGUGACACAAUCCUACUUUUAUUGACUUACUUGAUCUUUGCAUUCUGCAAUGUAUCAUUUAAUUCUUUGUUCCCCAUAUUUGCGCAAGCACAACCCCCAAUGGGGCGCCGCCUUACGCCUUCUGAAAUUGGGCUGGCGCAGGGAUUUGCUGGUGGUGUCAUGAUACUGUUCCAGAUCGGGAUCUUCAACCGCCUUCGUGAUAAGAUGGGCAACCGUUGGUCAUACCGUGCUGGUCUUUUCGGGUUUGUGCUUUCAUUUAUUCUGAUGCCUUUCAUUGGAUACAAGAGCGAAUCCGGUAAAGGGCUCACCCGCCAAUCAGUGUUCCUGGCGAUCGAGCUUUGCGUUGUCCUUCUGAUCAAGACUGUCGCCUCAGUGGGUGGUCUGACCAGCUCUUUGCUAUUGAUUACAAACUCUGCUCCCAACCACGCCGUUCUUGGUGCACUCAACGGCCUUGCUCAGACUCUGUCAGCGGCUGGUCGCGCGGUGGGGCCAUUUUUGUCCGGCGGGCUGUUCUCCUUGACAUCUAAAAUCCAACCAAAGGGUGAGGCAAUCGCGUUCGGUGUCUUUGGUGCAGUCUCCUUUGUUGGAUUCUUACUGAGCUUCGGUAUCCGCGGUCGCUCACUCGAAGCAAGUGGAUGGACUAGUGACAGCGACGAUGCGAAUUACAAGUCGGAUGACGAAGAGCAAAAUGGCUCUUGA